GGACCAAUCAGCCUUUGCCGGAAAACCACCACCACGGAAAUGCUGCCCACGUUCGCGAAACCGGCCCGAGUGUUCGUUCUGGGGACCGACAGGCUGCCGGCCGGGCGGUUCGGACUAAAAAGCUUCCGGCUGCAGAUCGAGGUGCGGCCAAUGCGUGCCGGACCCGGAGAUGGUGACACGAGGAGGAGGAGGAACUUUCGGAUGUGACGUUGAAACUGAUAAAAAGUACUGUGGCAAGAGCAGGGUGAGCAGUCGUAUUUUUUAUUUAAUUUUUAUUGGAAUGGCACCGCUUUCACUAGAAUCUUUGUAGCAGUCUGUGGUAUUUUAAAUCACCGUCGUGGUAAGCAAUUAGUAGGUAAGACUGUACCAAUUGUUACUGUUUCAAAACGAAUUAAUCAAAUCUAGAAUUAGAUUCACCAUCAACCUUAAAUAUGAAUUUAGAAUUGCUUGAAUCUUUUGGACAAAAUUAUCCUGAGGAAUUUGAUGGAGUCCUUGAUAGUAUAUCAUUAGCUGUGACAUGUGUGUUUAAUAAAUAUGGCACACUCUUGGCAGUCGGAUGCAAUGAUGGCCGUAUAGUAAUUUGGGAUUUCUUAACUAGAGGAAUUGCAAAAAUUAUCACAGCUCACAUGCAUCCUGUCUGUUCCUUAAGUUGGUCGAGGAAUGGACAUAAGUUAUUAAGUGCAUCCACUGAUAAUAAUGUUUGCACUUGGAACAUAUUGAGUGGUGAAAGAGAAGAAAUGUAUAAAUUUCCGUCGCCCGUGUUAAAAGUCCAAUACCAUCCGAGGAAAAAAAAUUUAUUCCUUGUUUGUCCAAUGAAACACGCAGCUGUGCUCGUAGACACUGAAGGCAACCAUAAAUUAGUUCCAAUGGGCGAAGAUUCUGAUCUGAUGAUAGUUGCUUCAUUUGAUCGCCGUGGAGAGUAUAUUUAUACAGGAAAUGCUCGAGGUAAAAUUUUGGUUUUGACUUGUCCUGAUCUUGAGCUUAAAGUCUCGUUCAAAGUAUCUACCGGAAUGACUGGUAUAAAAAGUAUAGAAUUUGCACGAAGAGGAGAUUGCUUUUUACUCAAUUGUUCAGAUCGUGUUAUCAGAGUAUAUGACGCUAAACAUGUAUUGGAUACAGGAAAAGAAGGAGAACCAGAACCCAUUCAAAAACUCCAAGAUUUAGUCAACAAAACGAUGUGGAAGAAAUGUUGUUUUUCUGGCGACGGUGAAUAUGUUUGUGCAGGUUCGGCUAGGCAACACGCAUUGUAUAUUUGGGAAAAAAGUAUUGGAAACUUGGUUAAAAUAUUACAUGGAACCAAAGGAGAACUUCUUUUAGAUGUUGUUUGGCAUCCAGUUCGUGCAAUAAUAAGCAGUAUAUCCAGUGGCUUAGUAUCUGUAUGGGCACAAAACCAAGUAGAAAAUUGGUCAGCGUUUGCACCUGACUUUAAAGAGCUUGACGAAAAUGUUGAAUAUGAUGAGAGAGAGUCUGAGUUUGACUUGGAAGAUGAAGACAAAUCAAUUACAAAAGAUAUACAACGAUGUGAUGAAGAUUUCGAGGUUGAUGUAGAAAGUGCCGAACCUGUAGCAGCAUUUUGUAGUUCAGACGAAGAAGGAGCUAUUGAAGACCACAAGGAAGCUCUUAUGUUUUUACCGAUUGCUCCAGAAAUUGAAGACCCUGAACCAGAUAUGCUACCACCUCCAAUUGCAACAUCUACUUCAUCCAAAUGUCGUACAAUUGAUAUUCAUUUAGAUAAUGCUACUGACGAAGUACAUCCAUUGUUGAGUAAUAAAACCAAAGAUAAACAACUCACUGGAGGUAAAAAAGGUCCAAAAAGAGGACCAAAACAACAAUAACUAUUUCCUAAUAUUAAUAUAAUAUAUAAUUGUAUGUACAUAUUUUAUUGUAUAGAAUUUAAAAUAUAAUUUUUUUAUUUCAACCAGAAUAAAAACAAGUAUUUCUUGAUUA
This is a messenger RNA of Acyrthosiphon pisum (pea aphid), 1947 nucleotides long. It is a transcript of the gene Rbbp5, whose product is annotated as retinoblastoma binding protein 5. Gene Ontology annotation, molecular function: protein binding. Gene Ontology annotation, cellular component: Set1C/COMPASS complex. Bases 432 to 1835 code for a protein of 467 amino acids. Lineage: Eukaryota; Metazoa; Arthropoda; Insecta; Hemiptera; Aphididae. The transcript is spliced from 11 exons. The record is from RefSeq and is a predicted model, not a curated record.